AUGUCCAUCUUCAAAAAGAAGAGCAAGGCGGAGAAGGAAAAGAAGGGCAGCAAGCAAGACAGCAAGAAAGAUAGCAAGAAGCAGGCACCUGAGGAGGUGAAACCCGCCCAAGCACCGUACAAGCAUGUUCCGACGCAUGCUGCGGCAGACGCUGUACCAAGAGUACCUCACGCCACCGACCAUCGACUUUCGAAAGAAGCCAACCAGUAUGCCAACGCGUCAGCAGCGGUAGUCAACGAACAACCGUACGCACAAAGCAAUGGACGCAACAACCCACUCCCUCCAUACAGAGGCUUCAAUGGCGGAUUCAACAUGCAGCGCAACAAGAGCGCCGAAAUCUUUACCACAGAUCCCGACGCACCUCCAUUACCAGGUCAAUCGCCGAUGCCUCAGUACAACGACAACUCUCAGCACAAGGAGCUCACCCAAGAUACCAACUACUUCCAGCAUCAGCAGACCGCGCCAUCCUUUGAGUCGCCAAUGCUCGGGAAUCCCAAGAUGGCCGCCGCUGCAAGGGAUCGAGGCUACAUCAAUCCCCACAAUUCGGCAGAUUCAGGGUAUGGCUCUGUUGGGCACUCUCGAGCCCCAAGUGAACAAGGUCUUGGUUCUGACUUCGACAGCAAGCCGCAUCUACCUCGAGACAACAGUGGAUUCCUGCCCGAGCUCAGCUUGAGCGAGGAGCUGGCUAGGGAGCCGGCUUUCUCGGAGGCUUCCUUCGGCGGAGACGAGCCUGUGGAGCCAGUCGUACACAAGCAACCCGAGAGUGUUCUCAAGAACAUUCGGAGCUCAAUGCGAGAAGUAGAAACUGGCAAGCCGUCACGACUGAGCAAGUCGUACAGAAUACAGAAGGCGAAGCAAGCCCGCUUCGAGCACGCAACCGACCUUGUAACGCACGAGGAUACGCAGUCUGGAGGACAACCAGACCAGCGCUAUAAAAGGAUACCUCCCUCACAAUACUUACCGGUCGCGGUACAAGAAGUACGACCGGAAUCGGCCACCCUGCCUCAACAACAGCACUACUCGCAGCCACAGCCUGUUCGGAGCGCCACGCCAACAUUCGUGGACUACGAUGUUCCUAGGGCGUCUGAACCCAGACAAUCUAUGUCCGCCGCACAUCGCGGAGACGAACAACAAACUCAAGGACCAUCGAGGGUGCUCUCGCUUCUAAGUGCUCGAGAUCACGACCAACAGCCGUUACCCAUGCGUUUCGCCUCUCCACCACCCGUCAUGCAUCAGCCACCCUUUGCGCCCCUCACACAAAUCAGCUCUGCCAUCUCUAUGGGUGGUCUAGAGGGACUCAAGGUCAACAAGCGAGGCAAAGUACUCGAUGAAGAAGGAGACGUCAUUGGGGAGUUGGUCGAUGGAGACAUCAUGGACUGUGUUAGACAACGAUGCAAUGCUUACGGCGAGGUUCUUGAUGAUCGUGGUCGGGUGGUGGGACGAGUGCAGACGCUCGAGAGGUCGAUGGACUCACCGAUUGCUAGGAUAGCAUCACCAGCUUUGCACACACCGCCAGUCACGCAGCCGCAGCAAUACUUCCCAGAGACUCCUCGUCGGCUAUCGCAGACGACCCCGUCUUCGCCAGUGUUAGCGAGAAGUACCCGUCGAGAGUCUAGCGCGUCCCAGCGUGAGACUUUCACUCCAGCUUGGCAGCGCCAGUCCCAACCCAAUCAGUCAGGGAUGGCGCGAGAGCUUCGCGACCACAUGGCAGCCGUCGGAACCACUUCUCAGCAGCCUACACAAACAAGGGACCUGUCCCAGAACGCAGGAGCAGUGGAGCUGGAGGCACCUGACUCACAGGCGCUGGACUUCCAGAUUCCGAGGGAUGAGGAGGAGGUGUUGCCAAUCUUCGACUACAGCGAUGUCUUCAUGCCACCAAUGGUGCCCGAAAGGUCAAAAAUCCGACCCGAAUCACCGUCUGAGCACAAGGUAAAGAGCCGCCCUUAUAGUCAGCAGCCAGAGACCUCAAAGACACCAGUCUCCGCCUCGCAGCCACAAGCCGAGAUACGCCAGAAGCAGUCGAGACAUGUGUCAGCCCCACUAGGGUCUCAAGGGUAUCAAGCGACGCCAUACGCACGAUCGCAACAGCCAGAGAUGCGAGCGGAGGCGCAUGAGCCGACCGCCAUGUACCCUGGACAAGAUCAGACACAGGAACGAGAGCAAGAGCCCAUCACGACUACGCCCGCACAAGGAUCUUCUGUAGCUCAAUGGGCUGCUCAGCUCCGUGGUUCUCAGCAGCCUAGCGUCGUCUCACCACCAGUUUCCAGACCGCAAAGCCAGAGCGGUCCGGCACAAACACCAGCAUACCCGGUACCGAGCUCGCUGAGCCAGUUACACCAGCGCCCAGUCGUGGCUAGGAACGCCAGCGAAAACAGCAUGACCGAUACGGCGAAGUCGUACUCGCGUCCCACGAUGAGCCCGGUACCAGAAGACGGCAGUCCCGUCGAGAUCAAGGAUUUUUCCUUCAUGAACGGCGCAGCCAAAGGUCCAGCACUCUUCUCCUACAAGGGCGACAUCCCAGCGAGUGAUGGGCCGCAGUCCAAUGCUCACCUGGCUCCCUCGCGCGCGGUGGGCGUGAAGUCACCACCUUUGCCCACCUUUCCCAAGCAAGCCUUCACUGGUAGUCUGCCAGGCGGAAGUCCCUUUGCGCCGAUGAAGUCUGCCCAGUUUUCCUCUGCUGGUGGAAUGGGCAACCGACCAAUGCCUCCUCGACAGUUCAGUACCGGUGUGCCAGGUCCUCGGUCGAUGCCUGGACUUCAGACUAGAAACUCGGUGACUCGAGCACCGCUUAAGCGAAGCCCGCUGAGCAGUCAGGAGAAUUCACCUCCCGAUAGCGAUCAAGGCUCCAACGAUGGUCACCACAACGUUGGCAUAGCCAGUGGUGGGCCUUCUCGCCAGCACUCCUUCCGCAGCAUGGGCAGCACAGCCAUGAACGGCAAAGCUCGCACAUACUUUACACAUGGCGGACGUGUAACAGUCGACGAGGGACAGAUGACACCCGCCCAACAGGCAGCAGCGGGCAAGGCACCCGGGGAGGAGAAGGAGCCUACACCGUCUGUCAUGACAGAUAAAAGUAAGAAGAAGAGCAGAUUCAGUCUUGGUUUCGGGAAGAAGGACAAGUCGUAA
Molecule: messenger RNA, 3126 nt
Organism: Recurvomyces mirabilis
Lineage: Eukaryota; Fungi; Ascomycota; Dothideomycetes; Mycosphaerellales; Teratosphaeriaceae
Exons: 2
Coding region: 1-3126 (1041 amino acids)
Source: RefSeq, a predicted model, not a curated record